AUGUCAUCCACGCCUUCAAUCCAGGAAAAAGGCCUUCAUAUAGGAACACAACCAGGAGAACCCGAGAAACUCGAAGGCAUCACCGAGGACUUUGAGGUCUUCAAGCAGACCGAAGAUGGGGUCAACUUCCGAACCGUAGGAUGGCCAAUGGCUACCGUCAUCUUCCUCAAGACUAUCUUCGCUCUCGGUGUUCUAUCUAUCCCGGCAGCAAUGUACACAUUAGGUGCCGUCGGAGGUUCGCUAAGUGUCGUUGGUUGGCAAGCUCUCAAUACCUACACGGCAGUACUACAAGGAGACUUCCGAAACAACCACCCAAGAUGUCACAGUAUCGCAGACAUGGCAGGAGUCGUCGGAGGACCGAUCAUGAAGGAAUUGACGGGUGCACUGUUCAUCAUCGCCUAUGUUAUCCUCACUGGCUCUGGUAUUGUGGGUGUGUCUAUUGGUAUCAAUGCCUUGUCCCACCACAGCGCUUGUACUGUCUGGUGGGCUGUCUUAGCCACUGUCUGCGUGGCUCUAGCAGCCUCAGUGCGCAAGUUCCACCAGAUAGGCUGGCUUACUUGGAUCGGAUUUGCCUCUAUCUUUAUCGCAGUCUUCAUCAUUGUCGUUGCAGUCACCACCCGCGACCGUCCUGCAGCUGCCCCUCAGACUGGCGACUACGAGUUCGGCUUCUAUGCGAUAGCCUAUCCUAGCUUUGCUGCUGGCAUGGUUGCUUCUUGCACGAUCUUUGUGUCUGGUGCUGGUACCAGUGCCAUGCUUCCCGUCAUCUCGGAGAUGAAGAACCCAAAAGACUACCGCAAAGCUCUAUUUAUCUGUAUGGCUAUCGUCACAGCUGCAUACCUCAGCUUCAGUCUUGUCGUCUACCGUUGGUGCGGCAAGUGGGUAGCUAGUCCUUCUCUAGGCGUAAGUUCUCUUGUCCAAAUAUUGUGUAAAGUCACUAACAGUUCUGGCAGNAGUGCUGGUCAAACCAUCAAGAUGAUCUGCUACGGUAUCGCUCUACCCAGUCUGGUCGUCAGCGCUUGUCUCUACCUCCACGUUGCCGCAAAAUACAUCUUCGUUCGUGUCCUUCGCGACUCACAACACCUUCAAUCUAAUACCAUCGUUCAUUGGGGCACCUGGUUGUCCUGCACCUUCGGACUCGCAAUCAUCUCCUUCGUCCUUGCAGAAGCAGUCCCCAUCUUCGAGUACCUGCUAUCUCUUGCCGGCAGUAUUUGCUUUGCUCCUCUUGCCAUCUCACUUCCUGCUUGGCUAUGGAUCUACGACCACUGGGAGCAUCGCAGGGGCAGUACGGGACAACAAAUCAUGUUCUGGAUGCAUGCACUAUUCAUCCCAUUGGGCAUGUUUAUCUGUGUUGGAGGCACUUAUGGUGUUGUAGUGCAGAUCAAGGAGGCAUAUGCUUCAGGGCAGAUCGGAUCUGCUUUUUCUUGUGCUGAUAACUCCAACUCUACUUGA
Molecule: messenger RNA, 1449 nt
Organism: Aureobasidium musti
Lineage: Eukaryota; Fungi; Ascomycota; Dothideomycetes; Dothideales; Saccotheciaceae
Source: the annotation of a GenBank genome assembly